GCCGCGGCUGCCAGAGCCGGCCAGUGUGCGACGCAUUGCCGACCAUGGCGGCCGCCGCAGCAGCCUCAGCCACGUCCACGCCGGCCGGCGCGGCCGCGCACCAGCCGCCCUUCACCGAGGAGCAGCUCAUCGCGCAGGUGUACCAGCACAACAUCCUCUACGACAAGACGUCGUUCCACUACAAGGACCCGCGGAUGCGCAUGGAGGCGUGGGAGGAGAUCGGGCGCGCUCUCAAAGUGCCAGGUUCGGAGUGCCUCAAAGCGUGGCGGAAGCUACGAAACUGCUACAUGAACGCCAUCAAGCGGCGGAGGUUCAGCAGCAAGGCCACACACGCCAACAAGAAGUACACCAAGUGGAAGUUCGAGGACGAGAUGUCCUUCCUGCUGCCCUACAUGCUCAGUGGCAGGGCGAUGUCGCACGAGCACAGCAACGAGGAAGAGGAGGAGGACAACGAGGACGGCGACCCGGGCGGCGAGCUGGUGGAGGCGGAGACGGCGCCGACGCUCAAGGCGGAGGAGCCGGCCCCGUCUCCCGGCCAGCUGCACGCCCCCGCUUACGGCGCGGGCCGGCGCGCCGAGUUCACCGGCGCCCAAGAGUUCGUCAGCGUCGUCAUGGCCAACGGGCGCGCCGGCAGCCACUCCUACGACGAUGACGACGAACCGGACCGCGACGAAGACGACGACGAGAGCCCGCGGGCGCGCCGACGCCCCCGCAAGCGGCUCAGGGCGCGCAGCCCCUGCCCCGCGCCCUCUGCCGCCUCUGGCCCGGAGGCCAUGGACGACACCGAGAUGUUCUUCCUGAGCAUGGCCAAGACCGUCAAGAAGCUGCCGCGCGUCGAGCGCGUGCGCAUCCGCAUGGACCUCUGCCGCAUGGUCUCCGAGGCCGAGCUGCGCAACCUCACCAACGGCUACCGCCGCAAGUGACCGUGUAUAAACUUCAGUGAUAUAAACUUGUGCUUUCCUCGUUUUAAUCAUUCCUUCCAUCAGCUGUUGGUGUGAAGCCAGAGUAUUUAUGAAGUUUUCACGCCAUGAUAUUCCUCACAACCGUACAUUGCAUUUUUUGUAUACUCAACUCCUUGUAAUUCUCAACAAUUCUGUAAAUAUUUAACUUGUGUUUUCUUCAUUCUAGGCAACAAUAACUUUUUCUUCCGCGAACAGUCGUCUCUUUCUAGCGCGCGCGCGUGCGUGUGUGUGUGUGUGUGUGUGUGUGUGUGUGUGUGUGUGUGUGUGUGUGUGUUUUGAAACGUCACUUGUUUUGUCCAAUUCUAUCUUGGUCUCCUAUCUCUAAUGUGGUACUCACUUCCAAACCCUCCUAAGCCAACAAGCCUCUUACAGUUAUCUUUCAAUUACGCGAGUGCAUCAUCUGUGGGUUCAUCCACAGCUAUCACUGCUGAUUGACAGCUCCGUAUUUCCAGCUAUGCUUAAAAAAAAAAAUCAACUGCAGUCCGGUGGCAGUUGUGUGUUCACAUUUGACUAGCUCGAACUGGUUCCACAGCAUGCUGUUUCAUCUGUUGAAUUAUAGCGAUGAUGACUAAUGGCAGCCCAUCAACCAGUCAAUUUCUUUUCACCAUCAUCAUGAUCAUUAUCAGAGUUUUACGAUCAUCUAUGGCAGGAUCUAAAGAAUUUGAAAAAACAGCUAUCAUUUCAUUGAUUUUUAAAAAAAUUACAAUGCUGCUAAGCAGAAAACAUUAAUACAAAAGUAGCAAAUCAUGAGAAAGUAACUAGUUUCAACAUAGCUGCUUACACAUUUCUAGUAAUAUUUUUAUUUAUUCUCGUCCUUGUAUAUUAAAUACUCAUUCUCCUCUUCACCCCCCCCCCUUUCCCGGUUAAAAUACAAGUACUGACAUGCCUGAUUUCCGUCCAUUCCAUCAAGUGUUCAUUAUCAUCGUUUAUAUCAUCUACACUUUUAACGCUUCCUCAUAUUGUUUCCAUGACUUCCGGUAAUAUCUCAUCGACGGGCUCCACACCUCGUUGCACUGCUACAGCAGCUGAGGUAAAAAAAAAGGCGAUUAACUGUCUGAGAAAUAUAUAAUGUUACUAUACUUUUCAGCAGCAGUAUUAGCGAUUUAACUACAUUCCUAUGACGAAAGUUCCCUGGUAAUAUUUUUUUAUGAGGACCCUGGUAAUAUUUUUUUAUGAGGAAAGAGACUCACACGCGGCAGAACACUAAACAAGUACGAAUUUACAGAUUUGCUUAUUUUUUAAACAUAUUUUGUGAAAAAACUCACAGUGUAGCCCUCCCCACUAGCCCUUCUGCUAGUCGUGGCUCAAGUGGGAACGGGAUCGAUUAUACAUUACAGGAGGAGAGACGUGUGAUCUGGAAGUCGGACUUAGCGAUUAGUGGUCAGCUACUCGUGCUUACCGUUUGCACAGUCCGCAGGAGAAAGCCGACAAGACAGCUUUAAGUGCCUCACUGAUAAUACAGUGCUAUUUGCACCUGACACGAUGUCAGACGUGUGAUGUAAAAAGGACUAGAGACUAGAGGACGAUCUCACAAGGCCCUGAGCCUGAUACUUAUUACUCUAUAGCAAUAUAGUUUUCUUUCUAAGAUUAUAUGUAUUAGCUUUUACUGUGGUACAAGGAAUGUGAAAUUUAAAUGUUAAAAAGCUUUUUUUUAGGAAAUAAAAGAAAUUUUGUGCUUUUUGUUAAA
Molecule: messenger RNA, 2649 nt
Organism: Schistocerca nitens (vagrant locust)
Lineage: Eukaryota; Metazoa; Arthropoda; Insecta; Orthoptera; Acrididae
Exons: 3
Coding region: 45-923 (292 amino acids)
Biological process (GO): regulation of transcription by RNA polymerase II
Cellular component (GO): transcription regulator complex; nucleus
Molecular function (GO): DNA binding
Source: RefSeq, a predicted model, not a curated record